This is a messenger RNA of Danaus plexippus (monarch butterfly), 1050 nucleotides long. RefSeq lists its product as uncharacterized. The transcript has 3 exons. The record is from RefSeq and is a predicted model, not a curated record. Gene Ontology annotation, molecular function: odorant binding; olfactory receptor activity. Lineage: Eukaryota; Metazoa; Arthropoda; Insecta; Lepidoptera; Nymphalidae. Gene Ontology annotation, cellular component: plasma membrane. Gene Ontology annotation, biological process: sensory perception of smell; detection of chemical stimulus involved in sensory perception of smell. Bases 1 to 1050 code for a protein of 349 amino acids.
AUGAAUGUAUUACGAAAAUUACGCAAGUUUGGUCUCGAUUACUACGACAUGCAAACAAUGUUGUGGAAUAUUGAAGUAUUUUUUAGAACUUUCACUAUUAAUAUAAGAAAAGAAACCGGUCAAAGUAAGUCGUUUCAGAAUGGAGGAAAUUCAAUAAGGGAUCUUGUUGAAAAAUGCUUACAAUGUAACAAGUUAAUCGUGAAGGGCACAAGAUUUGAGACGAAUUUUUUAGCAAGUCUAAAAGACGUUAAGAGGAAAGCAAUAAUGUUGGUCAGUGGGUUCGCGAUCAACGGAGUUGUCUAUAUUUUCGCGCCAUUUUUAAAAACUGGCCGUCAUUUUCCUCAAGAUCUGAUUGUGAUAUAUGGUCUUGAACCGAUGUAUGAAUCGCCCAAUUAUGAAAUAGCAAUGGUGUUGUUUAUGGCUUCAUCUUAUUUUUCACUCUUCAUCAUCACUUACGUGUCACUGCGGAUGAUCGUCAUUGUCGGUUUUGUGGAAUCACAAAUGCUAGCAUUAAGUGAAGAAUUAGAAAAUCUGUGGGAUGACAGCGAAGCAUUUUAUAAUGAUUACAAAUUUGAUGAAGAAAGCGCCGAGGAAAAUGUAAUAAGAAACUUGUUCAUAAAGAUGCGUUUGUCGGACAUAGUGAGGUUUUCUAUAAUGAAUAUUAAUCUUAGAAAAGAAAUUAAAGAUAAGAUGCGCUUCAUUUUCUUCAACGAUUUUAUUUUUAUGGCAUUCGCAAUGGUGGCAGAACUUGUCGGUGGACUACAGAAUACUGCUGUACAAAUUCCUUUCACGUUUGGUAUGGUUUGUUUCGACUGCUAUGUAGGACAAAGGCUCCUAGAUGCUGCAGCAACAUUCGAAGAAGCAGUGUACAGUUGUCAGUGGGAUAAUUUUAAUGUAACCAAUCGGAAAACAGUUCUCCUUAUGCUUCUAUGUUCAGGAAGAGCUAUGACAUUAUCAGCUGGUGGAAUGUCAGUGUUGGAUUAUCCAUUCUUAAUGGCGGUUCUAAGAUCUACUUAUUCUGCAUACACGACUUUGAAAUCUACUGAAUAA